AUGCCUAAACCUCGCCCUCAGGCGCGGAAGACUACCAAAGCGAAAAAAAGUGAUACCCUAUCCCAAAGAACACUGACUGAUCUCUCGAUAUCCAUUGAAGAUGCUCCGAUUCUACUACAGCAGCUGGUUCUAGACAUAUUUGCCUCUAGGUUGGCAGCGAGGCCUGCUACCGAGCAUGAGACGACUCUUACUCUGAAGGAGCAGGUUCAAACCAUAAAGUCAUAUCUCUUCAAUAGAGACUUCAGCUCCGCCUUUACUGAUGCUAAUUCCGACAUGCUACGAGCUUACGCUCUCAGAUGGAGUGCUGGGAGAGCUCUCGCCUAUACUGGGAUUUUUGAGGCUGUUCUACGAUUGAGGUCGAGUGACAACCUCGCGUGGCCACCAGGGUUGGCGGGUUACCCCCCCGUCGGUGUAGAAGGUAUACGUAACAAGCAUAUACUCUGCAUAGGUGGCGGAGCAGGAGCAGAAGUAGUAGCACUGGCUGCUGCUAUACGAUGGGCAGUUGGUCUCGAUGACCCAGCGGGGUCGAGUCUGAAUCUCUCAGUCACAGCCCUAGAUGUGGCUGACUGGCAACCAGUGAUCGACGGGCUAUUGCAAGGGUGCACUUCGGAGUCACUCCAUAUAAAGAAUCCAGGUUUCCAGCUUCCCUUGCUGAAGCCUGGGGAUCUCGCUGUGUCGUUCCAAAAGGAGGAUGUUCUGGCGCUUUCGGAAGAGCAACUAUCACGUCUAGUAUCGCCACCUACGAAGGAAGUAACAAAUUUGUACGGGGGCGGAGGAGUAGAGCCACAGAGGCCCAAAACAGUCUUAAUAACGCUUAUGUUCACACUAAACGAGCUCUUCUCAACCUCCCUAUCUGACACAGUGGCGAUGCUUCUACGGUUAACCGACAUAACGAAACCUGGGGCUGUAUUGCUGGUCGUUGACAGCCCCGGGAGCUAUUCGACGCUAUCUCUUGGAUCCAAGGGAGCUCGAUCCCAGGGAGAAGCCAGCAGUGGAGACUCUGUCACUUCUAGCACUGAAGAGGAGAAGAGGCCAGAGAGGAAAUACCCGAUGCGUUUCCUGCUUGACCAUACUUUACUCACUACGGCCAUUGGGUGCUGGGAAUGUUUCAUAUCCGAAGAAUCGAGAUGGUUCAGGAGAGACCGCACAGGGUUGGUGUACAAUGUUGGAGAAAACAUUGGACUUGAGGAUAUGAGGUACCAGGUCCACGCUUAUCGGAGAACUGCGGCUCCGUAG
This is a messenger RNA of Microsporum canis CBS 113480, 1236 nucleotides long. RefSeq lists its product as hypothetical. Bases 1 to 1236 code for a protein of 411 amino acids. The transcript has a single exon. NCBI's taxonomy places the organism in Eukaryota, Fungi, Ascomycota, Eurotiomycetes, Onygenales, Arthrodermataceae. The record is from RefSeq and is a predicted model, not a curated record.